AUGGCACCUCCAUUGCUGGCUGUGCGGCAGUUUGUCUACACCCAUGAAGUGCCGCUUGACGACGACGGCAACAACACCAACAACGAUGCGGGCGAUAAUUAUAAGGAUAAGAAAGGAGAUGCCACCUUCAGUAGUAACAACAACAAGGACUGCGGUGCCCAUGGAGCUACAAGAGCCGUUACGGUCGCGCGUAUCACUGCGCAGGUGGUGUCGUUCGACCACCGCUGCUUCUGGGUGCACCUCUCCGAGUCCAGGGAGAGUGGCGACGCGCCACCGCCGCCGCUUGGUCCGUGCGCGGUGGCGUUUGGCGGUUUGGCGGUGGACGUCACGUCCACCACUCUCAUCGACGACGCACAGCUGCCGCAGCAGCAGGAACAGCAGCAAGGGGGCGGUGGCGUGAGUGCGCCGAAUCCGCAGGCUGUGUUCGCGCAGAGCCUCGCCCAGCGUAUCGCCCGUCGUCUACAGCAGGAGUGCGGGGCGGCGGUAGCAGUGUACGUGGCAUGCGGCAUUUCGGGGGAAAAGGCGGAGCUGAUCGGCACACCGGCAGGCAGCAGCCUCGACGUCACGAUGCGGUUUGGCGCGGUGGUGUUCCGCAACGUGAUGGAACUCAUCCGCGAGGAACUUCUGCCCCCUUUGCCUGCUUGA
This is a messenger RNA of Trypanosoma grayi, 645 nucleotides long. RefSeq lists its product as hypothetical. Lineage: Eukaryota; Euglenozoa; Kinetoplastea; Trypanosomatida; Trypanosomatidae. The record is from RefSeq and is a predicted model, not a curated record. The coding region runs from base 1 to 645 and encodes 214 amino acids. The transcript has a single exon.